This is a messenger RNA of Drosophila kikkawai, 2065 nucleotides long. RefSeq names its product PHAF1 protein CG7083. Gene Ontology annotation, biological process: Golgi to plasma membrane protein transport. Gene Ontology annotation, cellular component: trans-Golgi network. The record is from RefSeq and is a predicted model, not a curated record. NCBI's taxonomy places the organism in Eukaryota, Metazoa, Arthropoda, Insecta, Diptera, Drosophilidae.
ACACCGCCACUUUGUUAUUAUCUCAUUUUUUCUGCUGCGCAUUUCGCCUUUGUCCGAAAUUGUAGAAGAAAACAACUAAACGCUACGCCAAAGGGCACGAAAAGUUGCUAAAGACCCACAAACCAAACAAAUUCACUUGCGUUGCGUAAUUGUGCGAAGAGAACGGGAGAAAUCAUACGCUAACAGAAGCAGACAAAGGCCAAACAAUUGUAUAAAAAAAAGAAACAGAAAGUGCCUGAAAUAAAUAGUACUAUUUACCUGGCAACCAAGUGCGCAUAUAUUCGCUUGAAUAUAUUCGCAUUCCGCAGCUGAUUUCACCAAUCAAGCACGAUGCUCGACUUGGAGAUCCUGCCUGAGAACUCGCUGGGCUGCGACGCCUGGGAGUUUGUCCUGGGGAUGCACUUCUCGCAGGCCAUCGCCAUUAUCCAGUCGCAGGUGGGCAUCAUUAAGGGCGUGCAGGUCCUGUACUCGGACACCAAUCCCCUGGGCGUGGACAUCAUCAUCAACCUGCCGCAGGACGGCGUCCGCCUGAUCUUCGAUCCCGUGGUACAGCGUCUCAAGACAAUCGAGGUGUUCAACAUGAAGCUGGUGAAGCUGCGCUACGGCGGCGUCUACUUCAACUCUCCCGAAGUCCUACCCAGCAUCGAGCAGAUCGAGCACUCGUUCGGGGCCACACAUCCGGGCGUCUACGAUGCGGCCAAGCAGCUCUUUGCCCUGCACUUCCGCGGGCUGAGCUUCUACUUUCCGGUGGACAGCAAGCUGCACUCGGGCUACGCCCACGGACUGGGCUCCCUGGUCUUCCUGAACGGCGCCUCGCCCGUGGUCUCCAAGAUGUCGCUUUAUGCGGGCAGCAAUGUGGCCGAGAAUAGGGCGCCGUCGCUGCCGCUUACCUGCUAUCACCGACAAAUGUACUUGGAAUCGGCCAGCGUCCUCCGCACCUCCUUUGGCCACACCAAGGGCCUGAAGCUGAAGCUCUUCACGGAGGGCUCCGGUCGGGCAUUGGAGCCGCGCCGGCAGUGCUUCACGCGGGAGCUGCUCUUCGGCGAUAGCUGCGAGGAUGUGGCCACAAGCUUGGGCGCACCCAAUCGCAUAUUCUUCAAGAGCGAGGACAAGAUGAAGAUCCACAGUUCGAGUGUGAAUCGGCAGGCGCAGAGCAAGCGGAGCGACAUCUUCUUCAACUAUUUCACCCUGGGCAUCGAUGUGCUGUUCGACGCCAGGACGCAGACCUGCAAGAAGUUCAUCCUGCACACAAACUAUCCGGGCCAUUUCAAUUUCAACAUGUACCAUCGCUGCGAGUUCCAGUUCCUGCUGCAGGCGGACCACCCGUCCAUGAGCGACAGUGGCCAUGCCCUGGUGACGCCGACGAAGCAGGAUCAUGUGAACAUAACCGCCUACACCAAGUGGGACGAGAUCAGCGGAUCGCUGGCCACCUCGGAGCGCCCGGUGGUGUUGCAUCGGGCCAGCUCGACGAACACGGCGAAUCCGUUUGGCUCCACCUUCUGUUACGGCUACCAGGACCUGAUCUUCGAGGUGAUGCCCAACAGCCACAUUGCCUCGGUGACGCUGUACAAUACAGCACCGCCCAGGCAACCGGCGCAGUCCUGGCAGCAGCACAAGAUGCAGGACAUCCGUCUGACGGUGGCCUAGAGGCGGUAAUUAAGCUGGGUCUCCUUCGCCGCUCCAUGAUGCUGAUGCCAAGGGGCCGCCGCCCUUCGUGUUCUAAUCCUUAAGCUACCACAAACGAUGAUCUAACCUAGGCGUAAAGUAGACACAUAUUAUAUAGUAAUAUAUAUAUAUACAGUACACGUAGAUAUUUCUAUCGUAAGCUAAGCCAAUCAUCGGACGAACCCUCUGACCAGGUUCAUUCAGCGGUAUUCCAUUGUGUUAGCUCGAUGCGUUUCGAUUUAUUUCGACCCAUAACUGACAAUUAAUUAGCCUCGUACUUUUAACAAUUGCAUGUCGUUAAUAUAUAUUUCAGUAACUCGUAAGCUCCAAUCGUGUAUCUCUCUUUGAAAAAGAAAAAAUCAAACAAAAAAAGUAUAUAAAUAUAAGGUUUCGACAAGAA